AAUUUAAUAGAUGCAAGCCGUUUGGUUUAUAUUUGAUAUUUUAUUUAGAACAAAUUUAUUAAGAAUAUCGAAGGAUCUGGGCUCCAUUGGUUGUCCUGUAUUCAGUCUGUUGAGAGGCUAGAUUUACGUAAGCAUGAUUAGGAAGACAGUAGGGCAUGGAGCAACACCUUAUUUUUGACCGUACUUCGUGUUUAUGUAUUUCGUACUUCAUGUGAACUGAUUUCGUAUUUCGUUUGGGUGUAUUGUAGAAGUUUGUUUUUUUUUGUUUUUGAUAAAGCCUCGAUUUGUGUUCAAGAAAAUAAAGCGAAUCCUCUUUUUUUGGAUCAAACAUGGCGGCCUCAUGUUUUCCUUGUAGUCGUCGUGGAAAGGAAAGGUCCGUCGAAGAAAAGCACGAGUCAGAAACCUACAUGCCCUGCUGACGUAGCGACAAAAGGAUAAAAAGUUGCCGCUACACUUAAGUCAAAAAUAAGUUGCUCCGCAAGAGGAUCGAAAGACGACCCGCGACACACGGUGGCAAUUCGUGCUCGCUGGUGUGCCGCUGUUGGAGGAGCAAGAGGAAGAACGGACAUUGGCUUGUUGUUUCGAACGCCGUCAAAGGACCGCUUGGUUUUCCUCGGCACCUUUGGAUCGACAACGGCGCGAUAUUUUGGAAAUACUUCAUUUCGUGGACAUUGGAAGACAACAUUUGUGGCGUGCUUCAUAAGAACAAGCACAUCGCAUGACGUCAUCCAGCGACCUGCAAAGCAAAAGUAAGUGGAUUCAUCGUGUUGAAAGUAUCGAGGCAACUCAAUUAAUAUGGAGCAAAUGGAAAUCGAAUCAUCCACUAAGAGAGUACCAAAACUAACAGCGAAAGCUCAAGAAGACAAGCUUCAACAGCUUAAAGGAGCAAGAAAAGCUAAGUUACGGUACCUUACAAGGAAGAUGAAGGAAAUUGAGGCUCUUAUGGAUGAUGCUAACAAUGCUGGAGAUGUGAAUGCCAUAAUAUCUGGUGACUUUGCAGCCACGUACAUUGAGUUUUGUGCAGCCAAUGACGCAGUUAAAACUCUGAUGAGUGAUGCACAAGUUUUUGAUGACCAAGCCCAGUGGUUUGAGCCCAAAGCCAAGUAUUUGAAUGCCUUUGUGGAAAAGAGUGAAAGUUGGCUACAAGAAGUUAAUAAGCAAGAAAAUGAGGCAAAAAGACUUGACGCAGAGAUCGAGCCUGCAGAUAGUGUUUCGUUGAUACAUUCUCAGAACAGUAAAAGGCAAAAUGCUAGCCGACCGUCUUCUGUUGUAUCUUCUGCCGUAUCUUCUACUGUGUCCGCAACAAGUUGCAAAGCAGAAGCUCAAAAGGCGGCUCUGUUAGCACGUGUAGGAACAUUACAAAAAAGAGUGGAAAUUGAGAGACAAGAGGCCCUGCUCAAGGCAAGAAGAGAGGAGUUGGAGUUGCAAACCGCUAUUGCUGCCGUGAAUGCAAAGCUAGAGGUGCUAACUGUCAAAGAAUCAGAUUGUCCCGCUAACGUUGCAUUCAGAGAAGAUGUGACUGUAAACCAGAGAGGUCCAGAUCAAGGUAGUGAGUGUAGCUUCAGUACUGUGCUGUCAGAACAUGACGAUUUUGGCCAAAAGGGUCAUGGUAAUCGGGCACAGAGCACCUUGCGUCAUAGUGACACAGGGAGGAGUGAUAGACCUCACCUGUUGAGGGACAUGUUUGGCAAUCAGUUAAGCACAGAUCACGGUAGCGCUGUUGGUGUUCAAGAUUUGUUGACUGUUAUGCAGCGACAGAAUGAGAUCACUAAACUUUUGGUGAAGCAACAAAAGGUGUCUACAUUACCACCAAUUAAUAUUCCAGUAUUUAGUGGCAAUCCGCUGGAAUUUAGUUUCUUUUUGAAAGCUUUUGAGCACGGGAUUGAAGAAAGGACAGAGAGUAACAAAGAUAGGCUACAUUUCCUUGAACAAUUCACGCAAGGGAGGCCUAAAGUUCUAGUACGCAGUUGUGCAUACAUGAACCCAGAUAAAGGCUAUGUAGAGGCUAAAAGACUUUUGUGCAAGAAUUUUGGAAAUGAAUAUACAAUUGCCUCCGCCUACAUUCAGAAGGCAUUGCAAUGGCCUGUCAUUAGGUCAGAAGAUGGAGAUGCACUAACAGAAUUUGCUGUUUUCCUCACGAGCUGCUGCAACACAGUAGAUAGUGUGGAUUACAUGAAUGAGAUGGACAGCACGACCAACAUGCGCAUAAUUAUAUCUAAACUCCCAUUUAAGAUAAAGGAAAAAUGGAGAGGAGUCGCAUGUGACAUUCAGGAAAAGUCAGGAAAGAAAGUCAGGUUCACAGAUGUGGUAAAUUUUGUCGACAAACAGGCAAAAAUUGCUUCCCAUCCGUUGUUUGGCAACAUACAAGAACCUGCCUCACCAAAACAAAGGCAUGAAAAGGAAAAAAGGGAAAAUGCUAAAAGACACAAGGAAAAGAAAAGUGUUUUUGCUACUGAUGUCACAUCUGACACGAGCUCAUCCGAGCAGGCAAAAGGGAACACAUCCGCCGAUGGAAUUGAAAAGCAAUGUGUAUUUUGCCAAAAGAAAGGACACACCUUGGAUUGUUGUAGAAUAAUCAAGCAAAAGCCAAACAAAGAAAAGCUUGAUUUUCUGAAGUCUAAAGGCCUGUGCUUUGGAUGCUUAAAACAGGGACAUUUAAGUAAAGGCUGUAAGCAAAAACAGAUCUGUCAAACAUGUUCUAAAAAGCAUCCCACCAUCCUGCAUUUUGAUCGAGAGGAGUCUGCUUUCUCUGCGGAGGAGAGCCAGAUAACCCAACAAACCGUCCAAAGUUCAGCUUCCACCGACAAUGAAACUUGUGGUUGUACUGGGGCCGGAGAAGCAGCCUGUGCCCUGUCAAUCGUUCCAGUGAAAGUCAGGUGUUUGAGGAGCAACAGAACAGUUGAAGCAUAUGCGUUUCUCGACCCAGGAAGCACUGGAACCUUCUGUACAGAGGAGCUAAUGAGGAACCUUAUGACAACAGGAAAAAAGACAAAUAUCUUGCUUCGAACCAUGGGAAAAGAAGGGAUUGUCAGUACCAAUGUCGUCAUGGGACUGGAAGUCAGUGCUGUGGAUGAAGAUAACUUUAUCAAGCUUCCAAAGGUUUUUACACAGUCUAAAAUCCCAUUUAGAAAAGAGAACAUCCCACAACAAAGUGAUGUGGAUCGAUGGCCAUACUUAAGAGAUGUUCAACUAAAAAGAAUUGAUGGAGAAAUAGGUUUGUUAAUCGGAACAAACGUACCAAAGGCACUUGAGCCGUGGAAAGUCAUAAACAGUGAUGGGAAUGGGCCAUAUGCAGUCAAGACUCUCCUAGGGUGGACUAUCAAUGGUCCUCUGAAGGAAGAAAAUGCCAGUGGGGAGAGUUCUGAGUGGCCUCGAGUAACAGUAAACAGGAUCUCAGUGGCAACAUUAGAGGAGCUCACUGAGCGACAAAUAAAGUUGGACUUCCCAGAACAUGAUAUGGCUGAAAAAUUGGAAAUGUCAUUUGAAGACAAACAGUUCAUGGACUCUGUAUCAAAUUCAGUGAAGAUGGUUGAUGGCCAUUACAGCAUUGGCCUGCCUUUUAAGAACAAAGACAUAGUUUUCCCAGAUAAUAGUGUCUUUGCAGUACAGAGAGCAGAAUGUUUGAAACGGAAACUGAUAAAGAACCCGCAGCUUCAUCAGGAUUACUCUAAAUUCAUGGCACAAACGUUGACGAAUGGCUAUGCUCAGGAGGUUCCUACAGAAGAUGAUCGUAAAAGUAACAAGAGGACGUGGUACAUCCCACAUCAUGGGGUUUACCACCCAACAAAGCAUAAAUUACGGGUGGUUUUUGAUUGUGCUGCCACAUAUCGAGGCACCUCCCUAAAUUCAUGUUUAUUGCAAGGGCCUGACUUGACAAGCUCUCUCAUAGGAGUACUAACAAGAUUCAGGCAGGAACCAAUAGCCUUCAUGGCUGACAUCGAAGGUAUGUUUAAUCAGGUCAAAGUUCCCCAGGAAGAUGCUGAUGUGUUGAGGUUUCUGUGGUGGCCGCAGGGAGACCUCAGUCAGCAAUUAAAAAAAUACAGAAUGGUCGUCCACAUUUUUGGUGCAACCUCGUCGCCAAGUUGUGCGAGUUAUGCAUUAAGAAAGUGCGCGGAAGACAAUCAAGCACAUUUCAGCUCAACAGCUGCCAACACCAUUUUGAGAAACUUUUAUGUAGAUGAUUGCCUAAAAUCUGUUGGCACUGAGAAACAGGCAAUUGCUCUCAUACAAGACCUAGAGGCUAUGUGUGCUGCUGGUGGCUUCAAACUCACAAAGUGGGUUUCCAAUAGCAAAAGCGUGCUCGCAUCAGUACGUGAGGAGGAAAGAGCCGAUAAAGUCAAGAUGCUGGAUCUGGAGAAUGAUUGUUUGCCAAUCGAAAGAGCUUUAGGAGUCCAGUGGUGUGUGGAGGCAGAUACAUUGCAGUUCAGGGUCUGCAUACAAAGCAAACCACUCACAAGAAGAGGAGUGCUUUCAAUGGUCAGCACUAUUUAUGAUCCGCUUGGUAUCUUGGCUCCAAUUAUCCUCCCGGUGAAGCACAUUCUGCAGGAACUAUGUAGGACAAAGCAUGCAUGGGACGAUGACAUGCCAGAGGCACUGGCUAUGCAGUGGCAACAGUGGGUGAUGACCUUAGACCACUUAACCACCUUUGAAGUAAAAAGAUGCAUUAAACCAGCCAACUUUGGAGAAAUUACUUCAGCACGGCUUCACCAUUUUGCAGACGCCAGCGAGAAAGGGUAUGGUGUAGCCACCUACCUGGUCUCAAGAAACUGUCAGAACCAGACUCACUGCGCCUUCAUCAUGGGAAAAGCUAGAGUUACACCUUUGAAGCCAGUGACUAUUCCCCGACUUGAACUGACUGCUGCAGUUGUAGCAGCAAGAAUGGAUAAGAUGAUAAGAGCUGAGUUGGACAUUAACUUGACAGACUCUAUCUUUUGGACGGACAGCACAUCAGUCCUCCAGUACCUUAAAAAUGAAACUACGAGAUAUCGUACAUUUGUCGCUAAUCGAGUAGCUGCAAUUAGAGACAGAACAGAAACAUCACAGUGGAGAUAUGUGAACACAUCUGCCAACCCUCCUUACGCUUCCCAUUUUGGAGGAAUAUGGGAAAGGCAGAUAAGGACACUGAGGAAAAUUCUCAGUUCAAUACUUCACCAGCAAGCAGUGGAUGAGGAAGGACUGCAUACCCUACUGUGUGAAGUCGAGGCUAUUAUAAAUAGUCGCCCCAUCUCAAGAAUCUCUACAGACCCAAAUGACUUGGAAGCGUUGACCCCCAAUCAUCUAUUGCUGAUGAAGGCCAAAACAUCAUUGCCUCCAGGAUUAUUUGACAGGAAGGAUGUCUACUCUCGUCGCAGAUGGCGCCAGGUCCAGUAUCUUGCGGACUUGUUCUGGCGUCGCUGGACUAAAGAGUACUUACCGGACUUACAAAAGAGACAAAAGUGGUCUCGUCCACAGAGGAAUAUCAGUGAAGACGACAUCGUCCUCAUUGUGAACGACUCAGCCCCACGAAAUUCAUGGAUGAUGGGACGUGUAGUCGAGACUAUUAAGGACGUCAAAGGACAAGUACGCCAAGCCAGAGUGAAAUCCAGCAGUGGCGUGUUCUUGCGUCCUGUAACCAAACUUUGUUUGUUGGUUGAAGGGGACAUGUAAAAUUUUGUUUGUCACUUUCAUGAGACAGCGGUAAAGGCUGGUCUCCACCGGUGAGUCAUGUGCUGGUAACCUCUGACUCCAAACUUUUUUGUUUUUGGACUUUAAGAAAAGAGUUCCUGACGUGACGGGAAGAGUCACUUGUACAAUGGACAUUCUCGAACAAUUCAUUGUUGUUAUUUGUUUUUGCAGCUCAUGGCUCUGAUUUACUAAUUUGGUAAUUGUUUAUGUUCACAAAGACAAUUAGGGGCCGGAAUGUUAGAGCCAUAAGGAAAUUUUGGUUGAAUUAUAUAUAUAUGUAGCUUUUUGAAUAAUUAGAAUUUAAUAGAUGCAAGCCGUUUGGUUUAUAUUUGAUAUUUUAUUUAGAACAAAUUUAUUAAGAAUAUCGAAGGAUCUGGGCUCCAUUGGUUGUCCUGUAUUCAGUCUGUUGAGAGGCUAGAUUUACGUAAGCAUGAUUAGGAAGACAGUAGGGCAUGGAGCAACACCUUAUUUUUGACCGUACUUCGUGUUUAUGUAUUUCGUACUUCAUGUGAACUGAUUUCGUAUUUCGUUUGGGUGUAUUGUAGAAGUUUGUUUUUUUUUUGUUUUUGAUAAAGCCUCGAUUUGUGUUCAAGAAAAUAAAGCGAAUCCUCUUUUUUGGAUCAAA
Messenger RNA from Hippocampus comes (tiger tail seahorse), 6289 nucleotides. RefSeq lists its product as uncharacterized. The transcript is spliced from 2 exons. The record is from RefSeq and is a predicted model, not a curated record. NCBI's taxonomy places the organism in Eukaryota, Metazoa, Chordata, Actinopteri, Syngnathiformes, Syngnathidae. Gene Ontology annotation, molecular function: nucleic acid binding; zinc ion binding. Bases 796 to 5646 code for a protein of 1616 amino acids.